This is a messenger RNA of Baudoinia panamericana UAMH 10762, 547 nucleotides long. RefSeq lists its product as uncharacterized. NCBI's taxonomy places the organism in Eukaryota, Fungi, Ascomycota, Dothideomycetes, Mycosphaerellales, Teratosphaeriaceae. The transcript has 2 exons. The record is from RefSeq and is a predicted model, not a curated record. Bases 119 to 439 code for a protein of 106 amino acids.
GGAAGACUGAUUGAACAACAGCACCCUCGUCACUGGUUGUAUUGUAUGAUGGUCACCGGCGGCUCGGUGGCGAUGGAGGUGGCAGCGUAAGAGUUAUCUGCCCGAUAACAAGAAGCUUAUGGUCACGUACCUUUCAGGCCGCUAUAAACUGCUCCCAAGAAGACACUUUCUGACUGGGUCAGAUGCUCGAGACGGUCAAGGCACCGGGCUUGGUUAUGCAAAGCGGAUGCUCUCUCACAAGGCGAGGGUUCCAAAAGUUCGGUCAUGUCGCCUUCGCCACCAGUCACAAAGGCCGUCUCGCUGCUCUGUGUUAACUUUCUCGUGUUGGCCUCUACGCUUUGCCACUGAGACAUGUGUUUGCGAAUCGGAGUCGAGAAGCGAGCAAAUGCUGAAUGUCUCAAGUGGAUUUGCCCGGGCUGGUGGAACGCGACAAUGGUAAGCAAUCGGGUGGUUUGGCAAUGCGAGCGAUUUAAUUUGAUGGGUCGCUCGUAGAACCACUAGGUAGGAAACAUCAUGUCCUUUGUGGCAGAAACCUUGUACAUAAGGC